AGGGUUAUUAAUUGUGUGAGGCGGAGAUGGCGGCGGCUGGGGUGGCGUCACUGGUACUCCCGGCCGCCACCACCAAGCAUCAUCCCCCGCGCUCCUCAACCUCUCCUCCUCUAAACCGCCACCAUGAGUAAGGCACAUCCUCCAGAGCUCAAGAAGUACAUGGACAAGCGAGUGACUACAAAACUCAAUGGAGGACGUGUGGUUGAGGGCACACUACGAGGAUUUGAUCCUUUCAUGAAUCUCGUGGUUGAUGAUGGCGUGGAAAUCCGCAAAACUGGAGAUCGUGUCAGGAUUGGCGUUGUUGUAAUCCGGGGCAGCAGUAUUAUUAUGCUUGAGGCACUAGAUCGCAUAUCUUAAGUGAUGUACAGUAUUCAUGAUAGGUCCAUUCUAUACUUAUUUUUCUUUCAUUUCUUUCCAAGAGCUUUUGAAGUUUUCUAUAUGAACGAGUGAAGAUAAAUUGCAUUCAUAGUUUUUAAGUUCUUUAAAUAAAAAUAAAUACAAA
Messenger RNA from Procambarus clarkii (red swamp crayfish), 502 nucleotides. It is a transcript of the gene SNRPG, whose product is annotated as small nuclear ribonucleoprotein G. NCBI's taxonomy places the organism in Eukaryota, Metazoa, Arthropoda, Malacostraca, Decapoda, Cambaridae. Gene Ontology annotation, biological process: spliceosomal snRNP assembly; mRNA splicing, via spliceosome. Gene Ontology annotation, cellular component: U5 snRNP; U2 snRNP; U12-type spliceosomal complex. The record is from RefSeq and is a predicted model, not a curated record. Gene Ontology annotation, molecular function: RNA binding.